CCAUGGCGGUGCCGGUGGCGGAGCCGGCCCGGGCCGGGCCCCGGCUGGGGAUGGCGCUGGGGCUGGCGGCGGGCGCCGGCUUCUGCCUCGGCGUGCUCUGGGUCAUGCGCCGCCGCUCCAAGGAGGCGGCGGGGCAGCCGCGCCCCGGCAAGGCCGUGCCCGUGCCCGGGGCGCUGCUCCCGGUGGGGGGAGCUGGAGCCGCCGAUGGAGCCGUGCCCAGCCCCCUGCUGCUGAGGCAGGACGAGCAGCUGGAGCUGCUGGAGCGCCUGGACUUCGUGGUGAGGAACGUGGCCGAGCUGAGGAAGGAGGUGGAGGAGCUGCGGAACAGCCUGCAGGACCUGGCCGUGGAGAUCGUGGGGGAAGUCAGGACCCACCUGGAAGAAACCCAGCGCGUGGCUCGCCGGAGGAAGUUCCCCUUCUCCAGGGAGAGAAGUGACUCCACAGGCUCCAGCUCCAUUUAUUUCACCACCAGCUCAAGGAAUCCCAACACAGAUGAUGGAGAGAGUGAAGGGGGUUACACCACGGCCAACGCUGAGUCCGACUAUGACCGGGAGUCGGAGCGGGAGAGCGAGGACGAGGUGAGCUGUGACACCGUCAGGACCAUGCGCAGGGACUCCCUGGAGCUGCCCCCCGAGGAUGACCGCUGUGACAUCGUGAGGAGCCUGCACAGGAACUCGCUGGAGCUGCCCCCCGAGGGUGACAGCUGUGACAUUGUGAGGAGCCUGCACAGGGACUCGCUGGAGCUGCCCCCCGAGGAUGAGAGCUGUGACACCAUCGGGGACUCGGUGGAGCUGCCCCUCGAGGAUCAGAGCCCUCUGUCCCCAGAGAUCUCGCUGGAGGAGGGGCUGGGGCAGCUCCUGGAGCAGGCUGACCGCCUGCACAGCGGGGAUGAGCAGGACAGGAGAGAGGGCUUCCAGCUGCUCCUCAACAACAAGCUGGCGUACGCGGGGCAGCGGGAGUUCCUGUGGCGCCUGGCGCGGGCGCACUGCGACAUGUGGGAGCUGACAGAGGACAAGGACGAGAGGAGGUCCUAUGCCACAGGGGGGAAGGAAGAGCUGGAACUUACCUUGCAGAAUUGGGAUCAAAGUGCUGAGUGCCACCAGUGGUUUGCCAUCCUUUGUGGGCAGGUGUCGGAGCAGGAGAGCAUUCCCAAGCGCAUCCAGGCUGGAUAUGUUUUCAAGGAACACAUUGACAAAGCCAUUGCCCUGAAGCCACAGGACCCACAGCUCUACUAUCUGCUGGGAAGGUGGUGUUACCAGGUUGCCCACCUGGGCUGGCUGGAGAAGAGGACGGUGUCGGCGCUGUUCGAGGCUCCCCUGACAGCCACGGUGCAGGACGCGCUGCAGAACUUCCUGAGGGUCGAGGAGCUGAGCCCUGGAUUUUCCAAAGCAGGAAGAGUUUACAUUGCCAAGUGCUACAGGGACCUCGGGAACGCCUCGGCGGCGGUGCUGUGGAUGGACCUCGCCGCGGAGCUGCCAGGGUACACCAAAGAGGAUGCAGAAAGUGAGAAGGAACUUGAGGAGAUGCGCUUAGUCUGUAAGGAAUAAUUUUGGAAAAACUCAUCCCACUGCAGAGACAGUAAAAUUCCAAAUGGAUUUCAUCAUCCUGACAAUUCCAAGUACACUUCAUGGAUAAGCAACGAGAGCUUAGAGGAAAACACCCAGCAGCACAUCCAGGAAAACAUCUUGGCAUUAAUGGGAUAAAAGAGUGAUUUAUUUUCUUUUGCAGAGCACUGCAUGUGUUUGAUUUUAGGAUCCCUAAAAAUGUUACAUUCCUGAAAAAAAGGGGGGAAUGUUUAUAGGUAGAGUUUGUGAUGUAAAAACAUUUGUGAUUAUAUAGAUGUGUGUGUGUAUAUAUAUAUAUAUGGCAGAUGUAUUGGAGAUAGAUACUUUAUGAUAUAAAUAUGUAUUAUAUAUUUUUUUAUGUGUGUGUGUAUAAAUAUAUAUAUAUUUAUUUAUAUAUAUAUUAUAUAUAUAUAUAUAUAUGCACAUAUAUCUUUUCUAUCACACUCUCUACCUGUCAGAAAUCCUUGCUGGUGAGCUCCCAAUUCAUUCCUGAGGAAAACUUAAGCCAAAUUUUUUUCCAGUUUAUUUGUAUUGUCUUUUCCAUACUAAUUAAUGGCAUCAGUUGUAAUAA
Messenger RNA from Camarhynchus parvulus, 2136 nucleotides. RefSeq names its product regulator of microtubule dynamics 3 (gene RMDN3). The transcript has 12 exons. Lineage: Eukaryota; Metazoa; Chordata; Aves; Passeriformes; Thraupidae. Gene Ontology annotation, cellular component: cytoplasm; spindle microtubule; mitotic spindle pole. Gene Ontology annotation, molecular function: microtubule binding. The record is from RefSeq and is a predicted model, not a curated record. Bases 3 to 1547 code for a protein of 514 amino acids.